Messenger RNA from Penicillium manginii, 1185 nucleotides. RefSeq names its product FAD/NAD(P)-binding domain-containing protein. Bases 1 to 1185 code for a protein of 394 amino acids. The transcript is spliced from 2 exons. The record is from RefSeq and is a predicted model, not a curated record. NCBI's taxonomy places the organism in Eukaryota, Fungi, Ascomycota, Eurotiomycetes, Eurotiales, Aspergillaceae. Gene Ontology annotation, molecular function: FAD binding.
AUGCCACCUCUCAAGGUCCUUAUCUGCGGUGGCGGCUGUGCUGGGCCUGCCCUGGCAUACUGGCUCGCAAACACAGGCCAUAACGUCACCAUCGUUGAGCGCUUUCCAGCUCUGAGAGCCACAGGUGCCCAAAUCGACUUACGUGGCCAAGGCAUCGAAGUCGUGAAGCGCAUGGGUCUCAACGACAUCAUCCGCAGCAAACUUGUCGACGAGGAAGGCACGGCAUUUGUGGACUUGAAUGGCAAUAUUAGAGGGACUAUACUGGCCAACAAGUCUGGCAAAGGGGCACAAACCCUCACGUCAGAGUACGAGAUUAUGCGGGGUGAUUUGAUUCGCAUCUUCUACGAGGCAACUCAUCACAAUGUGAGAUAUCUAUUCGGUACAACUGUCGAGAACUUUGAACAAAAUGACCAGUCGGUCACCGUUCAUUUCUCGGAUGGCUCAUUAGACACAUACGAUCUUCUUAUUGGAGCAGAUGGUCAAGGAUCGCGUAUUCGAAAAGCGAUUCUGCCGCCUGGCUCUCCAGAGCCCUAUCGCAGACUCGGAAUACAUAUGGCGUACUGGUUCAUCCCCCGUGAUGAGACAGAUGACAAUUUGAUUUACUUCUUUCUCAAGGAUGACUCCCCCGAGUUGUCAAGUAUACAUCGCGCUUCGGUAGAAACGCAAAAGGAUUUCUGGACUCGAAGGUUCCGAGAUGCAGGGUGGCAAACGAGUCGCUUUCUUGAGGGUAUGAAGACUACAGAAAACUGGUAUUGCCAGGAGGUUGUCCAAGUCCAGACGGAUACUUGGCAUAAGGGUCGGGUGGCUCUGCUUGGAGAUGCAUCCAGUUGUCCCUCACCAUUCAGCGGUAUGGGGACAACUGCAAGUUUGGUUGGAGCAUAUAUUCUUGCUGGCGAGAUCAAUCGACAUGCAGACGAUCUUCCCCGAGCUCUUGCAAACUAUGACCAAGUUUUCCGACCAUUUGUGGAUGAAGUCCAGAAUAUCAACGUUUCUCUCAUGAAGCUAGCUAUUCCGGAAACGCGAUGGGGGAUCGCAAUUCUCCAUUUUAUCGCUUGGCUGGUUUGCUUUCUUCGUAUCCCUGAACUUGCCUCGCGAUUCUCAAAGGAGCGAGAUGGGGAUUGGAAGUUGCCCGAGUAUUCAGAGUUGAGUCGGAAGGUGGAAGAGAGCAGUGAUGUAAAGAAUUGA